CCUCUUCUACCCACUACUUACUAAUUCAGUGUUCACAGCAACUGAGAGCUCAGAAACUCAAACACAGUAGAGAGAUUUGAAAAACUAGGGUUUGGUUAUUGAGAGAUGACGAAAGAUGUGGCUCAUCACGAAGAAGGAGUUCAUCAUAGUGGAAGAGACUAUGUAGAUCCACCACCAGCACCAUUGUUUGACAUGGGUGAACUUAAACUCUGGUCAUUUUACAGAGCUUUGAUUGCUGAGUUCAUUGCAACUCUUCUCUUCCUUUACGUUACUGUUGCUACAGUUAUUGGUCACAAGAAACAAACUGUUGAAUGUGCUGGUGUUGGUCUUUUGGGUAUUGCUUGGGCUUUUGGUGGUAUGAUCUUUGUUCUUGUUUACUGCACCGCUGGUAUCUCAGGAGGACAUAUCAACCCAGCAGUGACAUUUGGUUUGUUCUUGGCUCGUAAAGUCUCAUUGUUGAGAGCUGUUUUCUACAUGAUAGCUCAAUGUUUGGGAGCUAUCUGUGGAGUUGGGUUAGUGAAAGCAUUCAUGAAGCAUGACUACGUUGCUCAAGGAGGUGGUGCUAACUCAAUUGCACCAGGUUACUCUAAAGGUGCAGCUCUUGGUGCUGAGAUUAUUGGAACUUUUGUUCUUGUCUACACAGUCUUCUCAGCUACCGACCCUAAGAGAAGUGCACGUGACUCUCACAUUCCCGUGUUGGCUCCUCUACCUAUUGGAUUUGCUGUGUUCAUGGUACAUUUGGCUACCAUCCCCAUUACCGGAACUGGAAUCAACCCAGCUAGAAGUUUUGGUGCUGCUGUUAUCUACAACAAGGAGAAAAUCUGGGAUGACCAGUGGGUAUUCUGGGUUGGACCAUUUGUGGGAGCACUAGCAGCAGCUGCCUACCAUCAAUAUGUCCUAAGAGCAGCAGCAAUUAAGGCUUUGGGAUCAUUCAGGAGCAACCCAUCUAACUAAAUUUGAUUUGCACCAGAAUUAUCAAUGAAUUAGUUAAAAAAAUGAAGAAGAAAAAGGGAGUGCCUCUCUGAUUUGCUUUGAAUCCAUCAGUUUGUCUCUUUUGUGUGUAAAAGAAGGAAGUUGAUUUAUUUAUCUUUAUUUUUUUCUGCUUGUUAAAAGUGUUUUUCCCUUAUUUGGAGUAGUAAUUCUAUUAUUAUUAUUAUGUGUAUUAGCAAGAGAAAUUAUUAUUGAAAAUUUUCAUUACUUCUUUAA
This is a messenger RNA of Papaver somniferum (opium poppy), 1206 nucleotides long. Its product is annotated as aquaporin PIP2-7. NCBI's taxonomy places the organism in Eukaryota, Viridiplantae, Streptophyta, Magnoliopsida, Ranunculales, Papaveraceae. Gene Ontology annotation, molecular function: water channel activity. Gene Ontology annotation, biological process: transmembrane transport. The coding region runs from base 106 to 954 and encodes 282 amino acids. The transcript is spliced from 3 exons. The record is from RefSeq and is a predicted model, not a curated record. Gene Ontology annotation, cellular component: plasma membrane.